AUGGUGCGGCUUAAGAAUCGCUAUUUGCUGGUCAAUAUCCUAUAUCCCGAAUUGGAGAAGACUACGACACCAAAAUCGAAUGCGGUAUCUGAUGUCGUCGCCAUCAACCAGCCGACCACGAACGCAUUAACACAGCAUGCAUUGCUAAAGGGCAUUCGGUCGCAAAUCCUAGAGCUAUUUGGCGAUUAUGGAUCGGGCGCUGUGUCAGAAAGCCUCUGUGUCAAAUACCUGUCACCGGCCACCUCGACCUUCAUAUUACGAGUAUCUCGAGCGCAUUAUCGAAUCGCAUGGGCAGCUCUGUCAUUUAUGAGGCGUGUCCCGGUAAAAGAUGGAAAGGAUUGCGUGUUUAGGGUUGUGAGAGUUAGUGGCACGAUCAGAAAAGCGGAGGAGGAAGCAAUUCGCAGAGCAAAAGAGAUCAUUGUCAAGGCCAAACGGGAGCUUGGGGAACAGGGCGAAUCAACCUUGGAUAAUAUAUUUGGCAAAGCGGCGGAAGCCGAUUCCGCUAAAGAUUGA
Venustampulla echinocandica is the source of this 513-nucleotide messenger RNA. RefSeq lists its product as uncharacterized. Gene Ontology annotation, molecular function: ribonuclease P RNA binding. The record is from RefSeq and is a predicted model, not a curated record. The coding region runs from base 1 to 513 and encodes 170 amino acids. Gene Ontology annotation, biological process: tRNA 5'-leader removal. The transcript is spliced from 3 exons. Gene Ontology annotation, cellular component: ribonuclease P complex. Lineage: Eukaryota; Fungi; Ascomycota; Leotiomycetes; Helotiales; Pleuroascaceae.